GGCUUCCGCAUGUCGGGGCCGCGGCGGGUGGCUCUGCUGGGACUCGGGCUGCUCCUGUCCAGGGCGGCGGCCGCGGGACACUGUCCGGCCCGGCUCUGCCCGCCUCCCCGCGCCAUGCAGAGCCCCGCGCCCGGCCUGAAGUUCCUGGGGCAGAGAGAAGCCCAGGCCAUCGACCAGGAGCUCUUUGAGGAGUACAGAUUCAGCGUGGACCAGCUGAUGGAGCUGGCGGGUCUCAGCUGCGCCACGGCCAUUGCCAAGGCAUACCCAGCCAGCACCUUCACCCUCAGCCAGCCAGCAGUGCUGAUCGUCUGUGGCCCUGGGAACAAUGGCGGAGAUGGACUAGUUUGUGCCCGUCAUCUGAAAAUGUUUGGCUAUGAGCCGACCCUCUACUAUCCCAAACGCCCCAACAAGCCACUUUUUGAAGGUUUGAGCACCCAGUGUAAGAAAAUGGAGAUCCCGUUCCUCCCAGAGUUUCCCUCUGAAGCUGCCCUCAUCGACGAGGUCUACGGCCUGGUGGUGGAUGCCAUCUUUGGGUUCAGCUUCCAAGGCGCUGUGCGGGAACCUUUUGGUACCAUCCUGAGCACCUUGAAGAAGGUGACCAUCCCUGUGGUCAGCAUCGAUAUUCCUUCCGGCUGGGACGUGGAGAAGGGGAAUCCUGACGGGCUGCAGCCGGACAUGCUGAUCUCACUCACAGCCCCUAAGAAGGCGGCCCGCCACUUCCAGGGGCGCUACCAUUUCCUGGGGGGCAGGUUUGUGCCCGAGGCCCUGCAGAAGAAGUAUGCACUCAACCUGCCACCCUACCCAGAGACAGACUCUGUUCUGCGCCUCACCUAGAGCUGGCCCAGACCCAUCUGCUGAGGGGGGAGGGGGGCCUGGGGCUGUAGGGGGCAGUUCUGCAGAUCCACCCCUUCCCCCCCACCAUGAGCACAGAGGGGGUCUUGCUCCCAGAGCCAGCGAGAGGCUGGCUUGAUUGUCUUUCAGAUCCAUGCAAGGGAGCAGCUCUUUGUUAGUCUCUCGAGGAGGCUUAGUUGACGCUUUAUAUAAAUUUUGUCUUCCUUGAAUAAAAAUAUGCUGGGGAAAAA
Pantherophis guttatus is the source of this 1082-nucleotide messenger RNA. RefSeq names its product NAD(P)HX epimerase (gene NAXE). Lineage: Eukaryota; Metazoa; Chordata; Lepidosauria; Squamata; Colubridae. Gene Ontology annotation, cellular component: mitochondrion. The record is from RefSeq and is a predicted model, not a curated record. Gene Ontology annotation, molecular function: NAD(P)HX epimerase activity.